Molecule: messenger RNA, 1717 nt
Organism: Mandrillus leucophaeus (drill)
Lineage: Eukaryota; Metazoa; Chordata; Mammalia; Primates; Cercopithecidae
Gene: CCR3
Product: chemokine (C-C motif) receptor 3
Exons: 3
Coding region: 286-1353 (355 amino acids)
Biological process (GO): G protein-coupled receptor signaling pathway; immune response; chemotaxis
Cellular component (GO): membrane; cytoplasm
Molecular function (GO): C-C chemokine receptor activity
Source: RefSeq, a predicted model, not a curated record
AGCCCAUGGACCCUGGCUGUCAUCAGGUUCAACCUCAUAUUCAACUGCUGGGCCUUGUCUUCUCACCACACACUCUCUCGAAAUCAGCGAUGGUGGGGAACUGAGAAGCCAGAAGCCAUUGUGGAAGAACUCCAAGAAAAAAAAUUUCCAGGUUAUCACAUCUACAGGCUGAGCAAGAUUUGAGGCUGGAAAGAGGUGGAUCCCAGAAUUAGAAGAAGGAAUGAUGACAUCUAAGCUAUCACUGGGCAUAUCAAGGACUUCACUAAAUUAGCAGGGAGAAGUGAAAUGACAACCUCACUAGAUACGGUUGAGACCUUUGGUCCCACAUCGUACGAUGAUGACAUGGGCCUGCUCUGUGAAAAAGCCGAUGUCGGAGCACUGAUAGCCCAGUUCGUGCCCCCGCUGUAUUCCCUGGUGUUCAUGGUGGGCCUCUUGGGCAACGUGGUGGUAGUGAUGAUCCUCAUAAAAUACAGGAGGCUCCGAAUUAUGACCAACAUCUACCUGCUCAACCUGGCCAUUUCGGACCUGCUCUUCCUCUUCACCCUUCCGUUCUGGAUCCACUAUGUCAGGGAGCAUAACUGGGUCUUCAGCCAUGGCAUGUGUAAGGUCCUCUCGGGGUUUUAUCACACAGGCCUGUACAGCGAGAUCUUUUUCAUAAUCCUCCUGACGAUUGACAGGUACCUGGCCAUUGUCCAUGCUGUGUUUGCCCUUCGAACCAGGACUGUCACUUUUGGUGUCAUCACUAGCAUCGUCACCUGGGGCCUGGCAGUGCUAGCAGCUCUUCCUGAAUUUAUUUUCUAUGGGACUGAAGAGUUGUUUCCAGAGACUCUUUGCAGUGCUAUUUACCCACAGGAUACAGUAUAUAGCUGGAGGCAUUUCCACACUCUGAGAAUGACCGUCUUGUGUCUCGCUCUCCCUCUGCUCGUUAUGGCCAUCUGCUACACAGGAAUCAUCAAAACGCUGCUGAGGUGCCCCAGUAAAAAAAAGUACAAGGCCAUCCGGCUCAUUUUUGUCAUCAUGGCUGUGUUUUUCAUUUUCUGGACACCCUACAAUGUGGCUAUCCUUAUCUCUACCUAUCAAUCCGUCUUAUUUGGACUUGACUGUGAACGGAGCAAGCAUCUGGACCUGUUCGUGCUGGCGACGGAGGUGAUCGCCUACUCCCACUGCUGCGUGAACCCAGUGAUCUACGCCUUUGUUGGAGAGAGGUUCCGGAAGUACCUGCGCCACUUCUUCCACAGGCACGUGCUCAUGCACCUGGGCAAAUACAUCCCAUUCCUUCCUAGUGAGAAGCUGGAAAGAACCAGCUCUGUCUCUCCGUCCACAGCAGAGCCGGAACUCUCUAUUGUGUUUUAGGUCAGAUGCAGAAAAUUGCCUAACGAGGCAAGGACCAAGCAGAUGAAGCAAACAGAUUAAGCCUCCCACACUCACCUCUGGAACAGUCCUUCAAACUUCCAGUGCAGCACCGAAGCUCUUGAAGACACUGAAAUAUACACACAGCAGUAGCAGUAGAUGCAUGUACCCUAAGGUCAUUAUCACAGGCCGGGGGUUGGGCGGUGUACUCAUCAUCAACCCUAAAAAGCAGAGCUUUGCUUCUCUGAAGAGUUACCUACAUUUUAAUGUACCUGAUGUUAAAUAGCUACAAAAACGUAAAAGUUUUUAUAUUUUAUACGUUAACUUCAGCCAGUUAUUGAUAUAAAUAAAACAUUUUCACACAAUA